Molecule: messenger RNA, 1614 nt
Organism: Triticum aestivum (bread wheat)
Lineage: Eukaryota; Viridiplantae; Streptophyta; Magnoliopsida; Poales; Poaceae
Product: bZIP transcription factor 44
Exons: 2
Coding region: 840-1304 (154 amino acids)
Biological process (GO): positive regulation of DNA-templated transcription
Cellular component (GO): nucleus
Molecular function (GO): transcription cis-regulatory region binding; DNA-binding transcription factor activity
Source: RefSeq, a predicted model, not a curated record
UUUCCCCACUUCCCCAGCUCCCUUGCUAGGUUUCCUUCCUUCCGCCCCAGCUCCGUUGUGUUGCUGGCAGCUUGGGUCUUGGCUGCUGCCUAAACCCUGUCUGUCCAAGGUGGACACACACAAGCUCGCCACCUCAGCCUCCAACCUCCAGCCUUUCUUCCCAAAUCUUGAUCUUGACUUAGGGAGGCUCUGCCCAAAUUUUCUUCCCCGGUCAUCCAUUUCCAGGGGAGGUUCUGCCAAAAAAUUAUCCUCCCAUCAUCCAUUUCCCAGGGGAGGUUCUGCCAAAAAUUCCUUCACCGAUCAUCCAUUUCCAGGGGAGGCUCUGCCAAAAUUCCAUCUGAACUUCAUUCAAUUUCCAAGGGGAGGUUCUGCCGAAAUUUGAUCUGCGACAGUUUCAUUUCCAAGGGGAGGUUCUGGCAAAAAAUAAAAAUAUAUUUCUUGCCACAUAGCACCAAAACUUGUAUCUGAAAACAGAACAGAUCGAUAAUAUUUCAUUUGCAAGGUAAAGAAAAGAGUUUGUUGUGUUCUUGAUGAUAGAGACGCAGUAGCACGUGUAGAUGUUGUUGCUGGUCCUGUUGGAGCAUCCCCUCUCCGGAUUUAUGGUCGGCGCAGCGAUCACUCGCCUCGUCCAGUCCUUCUCCGUCGUCUUCCUCUACUGGUUCUACGUCUUCUCCCUAACCUCCCUGUAGCUCUGUAGCUGUAGCCGGAGUUCAUACUAGUAACAUAAUCAAGCUAGCUAGCACUGAGUAACAAAGGUACCCAAGUGCUGUUACAAGGUGUGUUUUUAUACUCAAGAUAUAAGAGCAAGUGAAACUGCUGUGAGUUGUUGAGAGGUGACCAUGUCAAGUGGGACCUCGUUCGCGUCGAGCCAAGGGACCCGGAGCUCCAGGUCUGCCGAGGAUUGCCCGGACCUCCGGGCCCAGAUGGAGAAGAGGAGGAAGAGGAGGAAGGAGUCCAACCGGGAGUCGGCACGGCGAUCUAGGGUGCGCAAGCAACAACACCUCGACGACCUCUCCUCGCAGGUGGAUCAGCUCAAGAACCAGAGCCAACAAAUGAACAUGGUGCUGGGCAUGACCACACAAAACCUUGUGGCGCUGCAAGCACAGAACUCGGUGAUGCAGACACAGAAGAUGGAGCUGGAGAGCAGGCUGUGCGCCCUAGGCGAGAUCAUCUGCUGCAUGAACUCAAUCACCAACACUGUGAAUCCCACCGCCGCCAUGGGCGCCACAGCAAGCAGUGCCUACGACGUUUUUGGCGCCGGCAGCGCAUGGAGCCAGCCCAUAGACUUGUACCAGUGCUUCUAGGGAAGAAGAAUGGAUGGUUGAUGUUGUCAUAGCUGGUAGGGUCUCUAUGAAGGCAUCAGGUUCUGUAUCAAUCAUGUAGGGCCUUCGUGUCACCAUUGAUGCGUGCCCCUCUCUCUCUUUAUUGUUUAUUAUGUGAGGUUGGGUUGUAAUGGUUGGUGAGGGAGGGUAGGAGGGGAAUUGAUGGCCCAUUUUGUCAAAGAGAGAGAGAGAGAGGCUAGGGAUUUUCUACUGGCUCCUGAUGGUGAUGUCUAGCUAGUAAGAUGUGAAAUUGGUACCUCUUGAUAUAUAGUAUAUGCAAAGUGCUUCUUCA